Messenger RNA from Rubroshorea leprosula, 1539 nucleotides. Lineage: Eukaryota; Viridiplantae; Streptophyta; Magnoliopsida; Malvales; Dipterocarpaceae. The record is from the annotation of a GenBank genome assembly.
CAUACCUCGGGAAGUACACAUGUUUAGAGUACGGAUGAGAAGUCGUAGGAUAUCGCGGGGGUUACUUAUGUGAGUCGAUGUGGACGGAAGUUUCCGAGAAAAUGCUGAGAGACAAGGGUGAUUCAACAGAUAAGUGUCGAGAGCACCGCCGUCGGAGAAUCGUGAUGAGGAGGAUGUCAUCAGUCCCGACCUCCAGUUCGGCGCCACUGCCUAGUGAGACGGAGAACUCAGUUUGUGCUGAAGAGGCUAAGCCGUUAUGCACUUCGGCCUCGGAUGAUUUACUGCUGGUGGCGUCGUCUGUUGACAAGGAGCCAGAAACGGUGAAAAUGAAGGCAAAAUCGGCUGUAGAGGGAGGGCCGGUGUUCGGAGCAGUGUCUGUGGCGGGGAGGUCUCGUGAGAUGGAAGACGCCAUUUCUAUAUGGACGCAUCUUUGCCGGCCUGAGAUUAACCAAAAAAGACCCGUGCAUUUCUUUGCUGUUUAUGACGGUCACGGUGGCGCUCACGUGGCAGCAUCAUGUAAGAAAUGGAUGCACGUGUUUGUGGAAGAAGAGUUGAUGAGCGUGAUAUGCACAGGUGGGAAAGAGCGUGAGGGAAGCAGCAGCUUGGGAGCGGAGGAGAACGUUGAGAGCUGGAAAAGAGCGAUGAAGAAGAGUUUUGAGAGAAUGGAUGAGGUGGCAAUGAACACUUGCGUAUGUGGGAGCGUUGGGUUUCGUUGUGGGUGCCCCUUGAUGGACGCUGCGCUUGGUGGGUCCACUGCCGUGGUGGCCCUGUUGACUGAUGAAUACAUUAUAGUUUCCAAUUGCGGCGACUCACGCGCUGUUCUUUGCCUUUUAUGGCAGCCGGAUAGAUCAGAUGAACUUGCAAGGAUUGAAGCUGCUGGAGGCCAAGUCCUGUAUUAUAAUGGAGCACGAGUUCAGGGAAUUCUUGCUAUGUCCCGCGCGAUAGGAGAUGGGUAUUUGAAGCCAGUUGUGACAUGGGAGCCUGAGAUAACAUUCACUAAGAGAGAACUUGAUGACGAUUUCUUAAUUCUUGCAAGUGAUGGCUUGUGGGAUGUUCUGUCAAGUGAAUUGGCUUGUGGGGUGACACUUGACUGUCUUAGAGAAGGAAGCAAUGUUGCUGCCACUGCAUUUGACCUCAAUGCUAGGCCUCGGGUAGUACAUAAAGGGGCUGAAACACUGUACCCAUCUCGAAGUUCUAUGGCUGCUGCAUUGCUCACCCGCCUUGCUUUGGGACGGAGAAGUUAUGAUAACAUCAGUGUCAUAGUUAUCGACCUGAAGAGCAGCAGUUCACAAGAAGAGUUGAAGUAACCUGGCGAUCCUUUGAAGCGUGAACCUCAGACCUGUCCCCCCUAAAGGCCAAAGGCAUGAUGCCCAUAGCUGAUAAAGUUGUUGAAAUAACAAGAACAUAUCAGAAGUUCUCUUGUUGUCUUUCUGUUUUGUUUGUUCUAUGAAACAUCUGUACAACUAAGCUUGCAAUGGACAGGCCUUUUUAGGUACUGGGUGAAAACAGUACUUCAUUAAAUAGACCGAAGAAUAUGGG